This is a messenger RNA of Ectocarpus siliculosus, 936 nucleotides long. Lineage: Eukaryota; Phaeophyceae; Ectocarpales; Ectocarpaceae. The record is from the annotation of a GenBank genome assembly.
AUGCUGCUGUCCCUCGUGAUCACGGCAGGGGCGGCGCUAGGCGUGGUGGAAUCCUUCCUCCCUCCCGCAGCUCUCCAGUGUCACCCGUCGGUUCCCUUCGGUACGGCCGCCGCGGCAAGGCUGGGUAGGAACAAAGGGCUGCCGGUGCCAGCGGCAUCAUCUCGGGACGGGGGCAGCGGCGGCGGCGUUGAGGACCAGGGCCGGCGGUGGGAGGAGAUGGAUCGCGGGGGCGGGGGCGGUGAUGCUGACGAUGACCUGCUGUCCGAAGUCAAGGGCCGGGACUGGCGAUUGUUCCGCAAGAACCUCAUCACCCGGUACGGAGAAGACAUCGGCAAGGACCCGUGGAGCGACGGGUGCUGGGCGCAUGACAUCGGGACGGUGGAGGCGGGCUGUCUGCUGAUCGCCACGGAGGAGAUCGACAGUGGAACGUUCCACCAGUCCGUCAUCCUCGUCCUCAGUCACGCGAGAGACCAGGGCACCCUGGGCCUGAUCCUCAACCGCCCGGGGCCGCAGCGGCUCCGCUCGCUGCCUGGCCUGCAACCGGACCUCGCGGAAGUCUUCGGAGAUUCGCAGGUUUUUGACGGCGGACCCAUGGGUCUCGGCACGAUGACCGUGCUGCACGACGCGAACGUGGAGGGGAGCGACCCCGUACUGGACGGAGGCGUUUUUGCAGGGGGGUUCGAUACCCUGGUCGACGUCACUCGCCAGGGGACGGUGUCUAAAGACCGAGUUCGAUUCGUGCACGGGCAUUCCGCCUGGUCACCGGGGCAGCUGCAGGGAGAGCUGGACCACAAUCAGUGGUUCGUGGCCGCGGCGGCACCGGAGCUGAUCACCGAGCACUGCGAUAAGCCCUUCCACCCGCUCUGGACCAAGUUGCUCCGCCUGAUGGGGGGCAAGUACCAAGAGGUAGCCAAGCGGAACGAGCCUAGGCUGUGA